AUGUCAACAAGAGGCCGUUCCGGUUCCACUGGUACCAAGUUGCGCAUGACUCUGGCUUUGCCUGUCGGCGCAGUCAUUAACUGUGCUGACAACUCUGGUGCAAAGAAUCUUUACAUCAUUGCUGUCAAGGGCAUCAAGGGCCGUCUUAAUCGUCUGCCUUCUGCUGGUGUCGGUGACAUGGUUCUUGCCACCGUCAAAAAGGGUAAGCCCGAUCUUCGUAAAAAGGUUCAUCCUGCCGUUGUCAUCCGUCAGAGAAAGGCAUGGCGUCGAAGAGAUGGUGUCUUCCUUUACUUUGAGGACAAUGCAGGUGUUAUUGUCAACCCCAAGGGUGAAAUGAAGGGAUCUGCCAUCACUGGUCCCGUUGGCAAGGAGUGCGCUGAUAUCUGGCCCAAGAUCGCAUCGAGCGCUGGUACUGUCGUUUAA
Batrachochytrium dendrobatidis JAM81 is the source of this 423-nucleotide messenger RNA. RefSeq lists its product as uncharacterized. Lineage: Eukaryota; Fungi; Chytridiomycota; Chytridiomycetes; Rhizophydiales. Gene Ontology annotation, biological process: translation. Gene Ontology annotation, molecular function: large ribosomal subunit rRNA binding; structural constituent of ribosome. The record is from RefSeq and is a predicted model, not a curated record. The transcript has 3 exons. Gene Ontology annotation, cellular component: ribosome; cytosolic large ribosomal subunit. The coding region runs from base 1 to 423 and encodes 140 amino acids.